Molecule: messenger RNA, 1332 nt
Organism: Medicago truncatula (barrel medic)
Lineage: Eukaryota; Viridiplantae; Streptophyta; Magnoliopsida; Fabales; Fabaceae
Product: F-box/kelch-repeat protein At3g06240
Exons: 2
Coding region: 1-1332 (443 amino acids)
Molecular function (GO): protein binding
Source: RefSeq, a predicted model, not a curated record
AUGGUUAGUGGCAUUGUUUCCUACGCUAAUGAACACUUGGGUCAGGAGGUGAUAAGCCCUGAGCAAUUGUAUGUUGCCUUGCUCCAUGUUAGAGAGCAGAUAGCACCAGCGACUCCUUCUUCAGGGAUGAAUAUGGUGAAACUUGUGCCUGCAAGAAAUAACAAGGUUAGGAAUUAUAUACCUGAUGAUCUUACCCAAUCAAUUUUGUCAAAUUUAUCCCUGAAAUCUUUGAAUCGUUUUAGAUGUGUACGCAAAUCAUGGUCCACUUUGUUUGAGAACCCUUCUUUCAUAAGCUUGCUCCGCAACAAUUUCUUAUUCAAUAAUCAUGAUUACUAUGAGGAUACAUCUCUCCUCCUACAUCAAAUUGUGACUGAUGAUGAAUUUGUGUUAUAUUCUCUUUCGGGUGAGAGGUUUGAGAUUGGAACCAAGAUAGAUUGGCCAAAUCCAUUUGAGGAGAACAAACCUAAUUUUGAUAUUUCAGGAUCCUGUAGUAUUAAUGGGAUUUUAUGUCUGAUUAAUUACUCCGAACCCAAUACAAGAGCUGUGUUGUGGAACCCAACCACUCAAGAAUUUAAGGUUAUUCCUACCAGCCCUUUUGAAUUUGUCCCACAUAUGGAUGUUGAUAUACUUCGACAUGGUUUUGGCUAUGAUUGUGUUACAAAUGACUAUAAGAUAAUUCGACAAGUGAUGUGUUAUCAUAAAAUCGACAUUGAUGUAUAUUUAUUAGAAGAUAUAGACAACGACCAUUUUUGGGAGAUAUAUAGCCUACGGAGUAACUCAUGGAGAAAACUUGAAUAUGAUAUCCCAAUCAAUCACAAAGAAAGCGGAGUGUGUCUAGAUGGAAUGGUUCACUGGUGGAAUCAAAGUGAUGAUAUUGGCGAUGAAGAUGAUGAAGAUGAUGACGAUGAUGAAGCAUAUCUUCUGUCAUUUGACCUAAGAACGGAGGAAUUCAUAACAACACUCACACCAUUAGAAGAUGUUAGUUUUGAUUCUGGAUAUGUUUUGAGUGACUUGAUGGUUUUAAAUGGGUCUAUUGCUUUGAUUUCAAAUUAUACAAAUUUGGGUAGUUUUCAAAUAUAUGUUUUGGGUGAGUUUGGUGUGAAGGAAUCAUGGUUUAAACUCUUCAUUUUUCAACCACUAUCUAUCAUUGUGUAUCCUAUUGGAGCAGGAAGGAAAGGGAAUAUAUUCUUUACGAAUGAAGAUGGAAAACUAAUAUUUUUUAGUUUAAGCACGAUGAUUAUUGAGGAGUUCAAUUUUGUUAGAGGUAAAUUUUCGGGUAAGACUAUAACUUAUAAAGAGAGUCUUCUUCCAAUUGGAGAAAUAAAUGAGUAA